Messenger RNA from Aspergillus glaucus CBS 516.65, 425 nucleotides. RefSeq lists its product as uncharacterized. Bases 152 to 325 code for a protein of 57 amino acids. NCBI's taxonomy places the organism in Eukaryota, Fungi, Ascomycota, Eurotiomycetes, Eurotiales, Aspergillaceae. The record is from RefSeq and is a predicted model, not a curated record. The transcript has 2 exons.
CAGAGAACCGCUUGAACUCCCCCAGCGGGGCAUUCUCUACUAGGAAAAGAGCCAAUUGACGAGGAGCGCUGUCCAGGCUACAGUCCCAAACAAGUUUUACCCUGCGAAACUUGGGCCUUCGCCCCCAGAACUGGUUGCAAGAUCCAACGCAAUGUUGAGGCAAAAGUGGCAUGAUCUUAUUAGAAUCGAAGACGGUAGCAUCUGCGAAAGCUCCGGGCAGUAUUUUGGCGGUCCAUUUUUCGACCAAGAUGGUAUUAGAAGCACCCUGUAUAGAACAGAGCUGAGACCCCAACCGGGGGUGAAUCGGUCCUCACAUCAGCUGUAGUAUUCAAUGCAGAUUGUUGCUGCUUCUGUUGUCUUUCUUGCUUUUCAUUGUCAUGCUCCUGUAAUAAAUGCUGUGUUGGCCCUUUAUAUAUGAAUAAACC